Mesorhabditis belari is the source of this 1587-nucleotide messenger RNA. The record is from the annotation of a GenBank genome assembly. NCBI's taxonomy places the organism in Eukaryota, Metazoa, Nematoda, Chromadorea, Rhabditida, Rhabditidae.
AUGGGUGAUAAAGUCCUCUUAACUGAGGUACUAGAAGCCUCACGGCUCACCGAUACCUAUGCUGAUCUCACCGCUAAACAAAUCAUCAAUGAAUUACGACAUGUUUCUCACGAGCCAUCUGUUCGAUAUGAAUCGAUGGAUAAUGAUCGAGCCGAGUUGGGUCAACCGGAAGAUGCUCGACAAAGGGAGGCUAGCGAUGAAGGAGUGAAACAAUACACAGUUGACGACGCGGUCGAGCACCUUGGCUUCGGGAAAUUUCAAUUAAAGCUCUCGAUUUUGACUGGAAUUGCUUGGAUGGCUGAUGCAAUGGAGAUGAUGUUAUUGUCAUUGUUGUCUCCAGCGCUCGCUUGUGAGUGGGGCGUUACGCCCGUUCAACAGGCUCUAGUGACGACUUGUGUCUUCUCCGGGAUGAUGCUCUCGUCAACGUUUUGGGGAAAAAUUUGCGACACUUUCGGGAGAAGAACGGGACUUACCGCAUCAGCGAUUGUGGCCUUUUCAAUGGGUGCAAUGUCGGGAUUGAGUCCGCACUUCUAUGUGCUCCUCUUUCUCCGCGGUCUCACCGGUUUUGGCAUCGGCGGUGUGCCUCAAUCAGUCACUCUCUACGCUGAGUUCCUUCCAACAGCACAACGUGCCAAAUGUGUUGUACUCAUUGAAUCCUUUUGGGCAAUAGGAGCCGUUUUCGAGGCUUUGUUGGCGUUCACUGUGAUGGGAACAUAUGGGUGGAGAGCUUUGGUGCUUCUGAGCAGCUGUCCCUUGGCUUUCUUUGCCAUUUGCAGCAUGUGGCUUCCCGAGUCGGCUCGAUACGAUAUGGCUUCAGGUCAUCCGGAAAAAGCGUUAGCUACACUUAUGAAAGUUGCUAAAGAAAAUGGUCGAAGUCUACCCGCUGGAGAACUCGUGGCUUCAAAGGUUCAGACAAGUGGCCCAAUUGGUGAAACCCGAGGUCAUUUGUCGAAUCUUCUGAGCCCAGAUCUUCGCAAGACAACCCUUUUACUUUGGGUCAUUUGGAUGGUAAACGCUUUCUCAUACUAUGGAAUGGUUCUCUAUACAACGGUGCUUUUCCAAUCUCAUGACGAGUGUCAUGGCGGACUUUUCUCUAAUGGAACUGAAUUGAGCAAAUGUCAGCCACUUACGCAGAAAGAUUACCUCGACUUGUUGUUUGCUACGUUGGCUGAAUUUCCAGGUCUUAUUAUCACCGUCUUUAUCAUCGAAUGGUUGGGCAGAAAGCGAACAAUGGCCGUUGAAUUUGCCAUUUUCUCGAUUUUCACAUAUCUUUUAUACUUGUGCUUGGAUAGAUUCACCGUCACCACUUUCAUCUUCAUCGCUAGAGCUUUCAUUUCAGGCGCUUUCCAAUGUGCAUACGUCUACACACCAGAGGUUUACCCAACGACGCUAAGAGCGGUGGGUUUGGGAGCUUCGUCAGGGAUGGCUCGAGUCGGUGCAAUUGUGACACCAUUUGUGGCACAGGUGGCAUCAGGAAGUAAUCUUUCACUUCCGAUCGGCAUUUAUGGAACGGCUGCUUUGUGUGGCCUCAUUGCAGCCCUUUCACUGCCUAUUGAAACAAAAGGUCGACAAAUGGCGGACACACAC